Eupeodes corollae is the source of this 1326-nucleotide messenger RNA. RefSeq lists its product as uncharacterized. NCBI's taxonomy places the organism in Eukaryota, Metazoa, Arthropoda, Insecta, Diptera, Syrphidae. The coding region runs from base 138 to 839 and encodes 233 amino acids. The transcript has 3 exons. The record is from RefSeq and is a predicted model, not a curated record.
GUUUGCUCCUAAUGUCAAUUUGACGUUUAUCAAUUUUGUUGAAUAAAAUUAGCAAAAUAAAGUGUUUUGUUUCAAAAUAAUACAAAUAAUUUUAAAAUUAUUAAUUCAAAGAUAAAUGAUUCGAAAUACCUUUGCCAAUGUCGUUGACUUAUCAAAUUGGAUCCUUGUGUGAUGACUGCCAACGUUUGGGCUUGCAAAACUACUUAAAACCUUUUUACAUAAAUUUAGAUGAACAAAUUACAAAAUGCGAAAGCUCAAGUUGUAUGUUUCCGUACCUGCGAAAACCAAUCAUAACCGAAGUAACUAACUGCAAACCACCGCCUUUAGAAAACACACUCUUUUUAGAAGAACUCAUCGAAGAAAAAUUACAAGAGAUCGAGAAUGGUACACCAGCGGUAACUGCUAUAAAACCAAACAUUCAAAAUUAUACAGCCAAAGAGGAAAUCAACAACACCGAUAUGUAUGAUUUCUCUGCAAUAUUCAUGAGUAGUCCCAUAAAAACCGAGGUCAAAGAGAAACCAUUGAUGUUUCAAAGUAGUGUCAAACAAGAACCCAAUCUACAACCUGUUGUUUUGGAGUCGAAAGUUAUCAAGAAUUCGUGGAGUGUCGAAGACCCCAAAGUGAUUAUAAAAUCCAGUUUGAAGGAUCAAAUACAAACUGCGCCUAAGAAGAUGAGAAUUUCAAGAUGCUUGUCAGACGUUAAGCCAUCUGUAAAGCCUUCAAAGAAAUCAAAAGCACAGAGUGAAAAGGUCGAACCAGUGUUCGUAAUAGAGCCAAACAGUGGCAAGUCGAUGAGGCCGUUGGAUUUGAUAAAGCGUUAUAUGAAAAAUAAGAAUUGAGGGCGAAAUGGAGGGAUACGUUGCAAAGACUGAUUAUCUACAUGUUCAAGAUCUUAAAAUAAAAACACUAAAAAAUAUGAUUUUGAGAAAGCCACUCUCAUGACGGGGAAGAGUUUCCUUACUUUGCAGUCUUACGAGAUAAUAUUCUUUUUAAACAGUGAUAAAAAUCGUCUAAUCUUUUGAUAUUCAAAUUACAAUUAAAUCGACAAUUCAAACUUAUGGGCCUCCAAGGAAAAUGCAUGCUUUUCAGCUGUUUUGAAUCUUUUGGCUAAAUUCCCCUCGGAACUUUAAUUCAUGAGAUAUGUAUGCAACUAUCAAACCGAAAAUUCCAAAAAUACUGCAAAACAGAAGAUGACGUGUUUUGAUGGCUUGAAUUUGGAACUAUGAGUCUAUAUGUUCUUGAAAACAAUCAAAGAAGCGAAAUUAUGGCUUAUUAUUGACCUUAAGCAUUUUGUGGUUUAUUUUUCACAAACUCUCCUAUGUGUUC